Vicia villosa (hairy vetch) is the source of this 1239-nucleotide messenger RNA. RefSeq names its product endoglucanase 24-like. Bases 31 to 1239 code for a protein of 402 amino acids. Gene Ontology annotation, molecular function: hydrolase activity, hydrolyzing O-glycosyl compounds. Gene Ontology annotation, biological process: carbohydrate metabolic process. Lineage: Eukaryota; Viridiplantae; Streptophyta; Magnoliopsida; Fabales; Fabaceae. The transcript is spliced from 5 exons. The record is from RefSeq and is a predicted model, not a curated record.
UUCAUAUUCCUGUUGUUCACUGAGACUCAAAUGGAAGAAAAGGUUGGUGAUGAUGCAAACAGAAAACACUAUGGGAGUGCCUUGUGUUGGUGGUUAACCGUUUCCGUGGUAGCUAUCUUCGUAGUUGGUGCUGGUGUUUUUACUAUACUCACCAAGUUUCAUCACCAUUCUCGUUCACCUCAACUCUCCGACAUCAAUCCCAAAUAUGUCUCUUCUCUUGAAUUAGCCCUUCAGUUUUUCGACGUCCAAAAAUCUGGUAAGGUGAAGAAUAAUCGGGUUUGGUGGAGAGGGGAUUCCGGGCUAAAAGAUGGGAGAGAAGAGAAUUUGGAUUUGUCUAAAGGAAUGUAUGAUGCUGGUGAUCUUGUGAAGUUUGGGUUUCCAAUGGCUUUUACUGCUACAGUUUUGUCUUGGGCUAUUCUUGAAUAUGGACAUCAUAUGGAUGCAGGGAAGCAGCUAGACUAUGCACUGGAUUCUCUCAAGUGGAUCACUGACUAUCUUGUUAAUGCUCAUCCUUUUGCUGAUAUCCUUUACAUUCAGGUAGGGGAUCCUGAGGUGGACCACAAUUGCUGGGAAAGACCUGAAAACAUGACAGAGAAAAGACCAGUCAUUCAAGUUAACUCAUCUUUCCCCGGAACAGAAGUUGCAGCCGAAACAGCAGCUGCACUAGCCUCGGCGUCUCUAGUUUUUAAGGAAAUUAAUCUCACUUACUCUCAGAUUCUCCUUGAACAUGCUCAGCAACUGUUUACUUUUGCUGAUACAUACAAAGUUUCCUACAGUGUCAGUGUUCCUCAAGUUGGAAAAUACUAUAACUCAUCUGGUUAUGAGGAUGAACUUUUAUGGGCAGGUAGUUGGCUUUAUCAUGCAACAAAGGACCCAUCAUACCUGAAUUAUGUGAAAGAGAAGAAUGAGAAUGAAUUUGGAAGUUUAGGAAGUGUAUCUUGGUUUAGUUGGGAUGAUAAGCAUGCUGCAACUCAGGUUCUUUUGUCCAGAGUAAACUUCUUUGGGGCUAGAGAUGUCCCAGAUGCAGAGAACCUUGACCUUCAAAAGUAUAGAGAAACCGCUGAAAUACUGAUGUGCAAGCUUCUACCCGAUUCACCAACAGCCACAACCAACAGAACCAAAAGUAGCAUUCCUUUCUUCCUUAAACCAUUUUUUCAGUCCAUGUGGAUUGAUUUGGGUGGUACCGUGGAACCCUUUGCAACACUCGGUAGCUUCUGCGUUCUUAGCUGUUCUUUAUAG